Ctenopharyngodon idella (grass carp) is the source of this 1833-nucleotide messenger RNA. It is a transcript of the gene paqr3b, whose product is annotated as progestin and adipoQ receptor family member IIIb. Gene Ontology annotation, cellular component: membrane. The transcript has 7 exons. NCBI's taxonomy places the organism in Eukaryota, Metazoa, Chordata, Actinopteri, Cypriniformes, Xenocyprididae. The coding region runs from base 196 to 1119 and encodes 307 amino acids. The record is from RefSeq and is a predicted model, not a curated record. Gene Ontology annotation, molecular function: signaling receptor activity.
GAGUGACCUGCUGUCGCAUUGUGCGUCUGUCGCAGGAUUUUAAUGUCACACACUCGUUUCUUUAGCCUUUAGCUGGACGGCUAACCGCCGGUUAUCAACAUGACGCUCAUAUUCUGUUAUUAAACAGAAAUUAAAGAAUAUAUAGGGCUGAAUGGGAUAGACGGCAGGCCUUUACGUGGAGCCACUUGAACCAAGAUGCCUCAGAACAACCUCAAAAGCACUCAUUACAUUGAGCUGGGCAGCUACCAGUACUGGCCCGUGCUUGUGCCCAGAGGGAUCCGCUUGUACACCUAUGAACAGAUCCCAGUGUUUCUGAAGGAGAAUCCAUACAUCACAGAUGGAUACAGAGCACACCUGCCAUCAAAACUGUGCCUCAAAAGCAUAUUCAUUCUGUCCAAUGAGACGGUGAACAUCUGGAGUCAUCUGCUUGGGUUCCUGCUGUUCUUCUCGCUGGGAGUAAACGAUAUGGCCACUGUCCUGCCGUCUUCAGGGGCGUCACGAGAGGACUAUGUGAUUUAUUCAGUAGGACUGUUUUGUUUUCAGGUUUGCAUGCUGUGCUCUGUGGGCUACCACUUGUUCUGUUGUCAUCGCUCGGAGAAGACAUGUCGCCGGUGGCUUGCUCUGGACUACGCUGGAAUAUCCGUGGGGAUUUUGGGAUGUUAUGUGCCUGGAGUCUUCUAUGCCUUCUACUGCAACAGUUUUUGGAGGCAGGUGUACCUGCUGACGGUGCUGGCUCUCAUACUGGCUGUGUUUGCAGCUCAAAUUCAUCCGCUCUACCUCACACAGCAGUGGAAGAAACUGCGCUCUGUCAUGUUCUGCUCGGUGGCCGGAUACGGCAUUAUCCCAGCCUGCCACUGGGUCUGGCUCAACGGAGGAUUUGACUCUGAAAUCGUAACGGUGUUUUUUCCUCGAGUCAUGAUCAUGUAUGUGAUCGCUGCCUCAGCGUUCCUUUUCUACGUCAGUAAAAUCCCAGAACGAUACUUCCCAGGCCAGCUGAACUAUCUUGGUGCCAGUCACCAGCUCUGGCAUGUACUGGUGGUCGUCAUGUUCUACUGGUGGCACCAGACCGCUAUCUACAUCAUGAACUACAGACACAGUCAACCCUGCAGCAGCGGUUAAACAUGGUUAUAAAAUCACCUGAGCCAUUUUGUUUGGCAUUAUUUUAAGUUGUGCUAACAGAAUCGAACAAUGAAACCUUACCUCUCAUUUGCCUUUGAACACCGUACCGUAGGGUUACGUGCAAUGAAUAUCAUGUUUCAUGCAAUCAGUUGAGUUUAUCUGCCUGAAGAAAAGUUUCAUACACAUUCUCUGCUGGAUAUACAUUGCCUUUGUCUAUUACUUUAUGUAUUUUGAUUUCUAUUGAGCCUUUUGCCCGUGGUAUCAUUGGGAUUGUGAAACUAUACAUGCUGUUAAUACGUUGCCUCACUUUUCUGGAAUGUCCAUAAUUUAAAUGACCUUAACUGUCACUGUUUUGUGACUGAUAAAUUGUAUGUUAGACAUUAAGAUACUGUAAUUUUGUUACUUUUUUAACUACUUGUUUGGUAAAGGGAGUUGUUUUGCUGUAUGAAACACACAGAGUUCAUGUAUAGCAGCACUGGACACUGGGAGUUUAAAUGACCAAGCAAGCAUCUUAAGUAGGCUACUUUAUGUGAACAAUGGCAUAAUCAUAAUACUUGCACUGAAUUGAUUAUGAAUAUGUUACAGAACCUUUUGUGUGACUUUCUCCAAUUAACGUUACACACCUGGUCCUUUUUUAAAAUUCUGUUAGCUGUUUGAUUUUCCUUUUUUGAUAUUUUAUAUUUUGGAAAUAAAUUGCCUGAAUGAAUAUCUUAA